Colletotrichum graminicola M1.001 is the source of this 1203-nucleotide messenger RNA. RefSeq lists its product as uncharacterized. The transcript has 3 exons. Lineage: Eukaryota; Fungi; Ascomycota; Sordariomycetes; Glomerellales; Glomerellaceae. The record is from RefSeq and is a predicted model, not a curated record. Gene Ontology annotation, cellular component: spliceosomal complex. The coding region runs from base 1 to 1203 and encodes 400 amino acids. Gene Ontology annotation, biological process: mRNA splicing, via spliceosome.
AUGACGUCCCCAAGCGACUCAACACCAACCGUCGACCCGGUCUCCGCCCCGAUCCUCUUUCGCACAAAGAAGAAGCGCAAAGCAGGCCUCCGUCAACGCGCCGCAUCACCCGCCGAAGACACCCCGAUCGCCUCCGCUUCCCCAGUAGCUCGGAACGCUACACCCCUGGACCAAAUUAACGCAUCUGUACCGACGAAACCUGCCCCUGACGCAGUGGCCAUCGCCGAUGAAGAUAACGAAUCCCACAUCCCCUCCGCUCUCCGACAUCGCUCCCGCAAGCGCCUCAAUGGCGUGGGCUUCUCCGCGCGCGGAAGCACAGUCGCUGCAGCGGUUUCAACAGACGACGCGGAUCCCCUUUCCUUAAUUUCAUCGUCGCGCGCUGUGGUGCCCGCCGCAGCAUCCCCUCCGGACGACGAACCCGUCAUCGCGAAGCGCUUCGCGCCGCAGACGGGCACCGCGGCCGCUACCAUCGUCAACAAACACAUGAUGGAAUACAUAGAAUCCCACCUCUCUAACCGCAAAUCCCCCGUCACGCAAUCUACGACAAACCCACCGUCAUCCGCGCUGACGACUUCACAAUCAUCCGCAUCCGCGUCCUCCAUUGCACCACCGCCGCCGCCGCCGCCGCCGCCGCCAUUACCCACCACCGACCCUGGUCCGAAGAAUCACCCCAUCAUGCAGGGCAAACUUAUAGAGGUUGAUCUCGGCGACGAGGCUCGCGCCCGCAACAAGGCCAUGACCGAAAAGGCCGCCCGCCGUCUUCUCGGCGAAGUUGACGGUGCGGACACCGACACCCCAGACGGCCGGAGAGCGAAGAAGCCCCGCCUCGGGAGAGACGGCAAACCCUGGCGCCCCCGGAACCGCCGCAAUAGCGACGACAUCAAGCGGGACCAGCUCGUCGAGGAGAUUCUGCGCGAGAACAGGCUCGACGUCUACGAUGUGCCCAAACCUCUACAGCCCCAGUAUGACGGCGACGGCGACGCGGACGACCGCAUCGCCGAAGAGUUCCGGCGCGAGUUCAUGGAUGCCAUGGUCCAGCGGCAUCAGAAGAAGAAAACGACCGCGGCGGCGGCCCGCGCGGGGGCUCGCAAGGCGGACGAUGAGGUGCUCAAGGGUCCCAAACUGGGUGGCAGUCGCAACUCCAGAGCUGCCAUGCGCGACUUGCUCCUGAAGAAGGAAAAAGAGAAGGAGUCAAGAAGAUGA